CGCUUCGGGCGCUCCAGGUUGGAGGACGCUCCGGCCGGGCGGGGCGCAGCGCACCCUGGAGGACGAGGCCGGUACUGCGAGCUGUGGCUGGGCCGCCUCCUGCCUAACCCAGUUCUGCCCUCCUGAUGGGUCUCAGUCCAUCCCGACUCAAAAUGCAGCUGCUAAUUAGCACGGUGUAAAAUAACCAUCAUUAUAGGACUGAUGAUGAGACGAAGAGAAAGUUGGUUUCUUAUUCAAAGUUGGAGGUAAACAUUCUGAAGAUCCCACUUAACUGGCAUUCUAAGCAUAAGUUGGGGUACUUGUUUUUCAGCUUUUUAUUUAUUAUUUCUUUUAGUUACUGGUUAAGCAAAUAACUUUAAAGAGAUAAGGUUGUAUGUGUUGUGAAUACAUAUGCGUGAAACUAGAAACUAAUCUUAAUGGGUGAUAAGAGACAACCUCAGCAACAUAAGCCAAGCUAACCAUUGGAUUUAGUUAACGUUAUUUGUUUAUGUAUGACCUGUGAAGUAAUUCAAAGUCUUUGAUAUUUUUUCUGGAGUUUGAUUGUAUGGUAAUAAAAUCACUAAUCUUAGAACUAAUGAAAAAAACCCUAAACAAACAAAAACAAAGUCACACACCUGACCCUGGCUUUCAUCUUUGGCUAUAGGAAGAAAGCUCAGUGUUGCAGAUUUGUCUCUAGAGGACCAGACCAACUACGUGGCUGGCUCAUCCUGUCCUCUAGUGUGCAGUGACAGAGCCAAUAUUCACUUCUUGGGCAUCCCAGUGCAGGGCAACUUCCUUGAGAUACAAACUGAGAACAAAAGAACUGUUUAAUUCUCCACACUGGAUCAGAGAGUUUAAAAAAGAGAGAGAGAGAGAGAGAGAGAGAGAGAGAGAUAAUCUGAAACUAUUUAAAACACUUUCAUGACUCUUUUUCAAUUUUUCAUUCAUUCAACAAUUAUGCCUCACCUGUACUGAGAAAUAAGGGUGUUAAGAGUGAUAUGGGGGGGCGCCCGCCCACCACACUAGAUCGUGUUCAUUGUGCCCUUCCUGCAAGCAUCGUGAUUUUUCCAGCUUGUGCCGGGAGCAGUCACCAUGUAGCGGCCCUCCAUCACGCAACAAGGUGCCACCAUGUUCAGAUGGGUCACAUGGUGACAGGGUGCCACCAUGUUUGGAUGGGUCACGUGGUCACAGGCGCCCCCAUGUUUGGACGGGCCACGUGGUCAAUGGGUGCUGCCAUAUUCGGACAGGUCACAUAGCCAAUGGGUGAGGCCAUGUUCGGAUGGGUCUCAUGGUCAAUGGCUGCCCCCUUGUGGCUCCUCUUGAGAACAGCAACAGCUGCCUUGUUGUGGUUCACAUGAUGGUUGCCGGCAACAAUCCUCUCGCUGCAAGGCACACAGUGAGAUGCCAUCUGCCUGUAUUUCCUCGUCCCAGGGUGAGUGGCAGCUGCUCUGUAUCCGUUGUGCAGAUAAUUGCUCACACACGCCUGCCGGGCAGAUAGCUGCCCAAUGGCACUCUUUUCUACAUUCUUCUCCUCAGGCUCUGCUACUGCUUUGAGAACAAGCUGGCCCCGAGGGGCUGGUCAAUAUCCAUGUACAUUUUUCUCUUUUGGAUCUAUCCCAGAUUACCCAUAAAUUAGGUAGCUUCUCUGUUGACCCACAGAAUUACAUCAGGCAAUUUGAAUUUAUUACUAAUUGUUAUGAUUUACAUUUUAAGGAUGUUUAUGUGAUUUUAAAUACCACCCUUAGCUCACAAGAGUGAAAUCAGCUGUGGCAGGCAGCUCGAGAAGAAGCUGACCACAGGCAUAGGGCAAACACCACUGAAAAUGACCCUGGGCCUGUAGCUGUGCCAGACCAAGAUCCUAACUGGAACUAUCAGAAUGGACAAGGUUCAAAAAAACUACAUAAGAUGAUUGAAUGUCUGAUUGUGUGCCUUAAUAAGAUUGUUCACAAACAUACAAACUACAACAAGCUUUUAGAACAUGUCCAGGAGGCUAAUGAGAACCCGGCUGUAUUUUUAAAUCAGCUUUGGGAAACCUUAAUUAAGUAUACUAAUGUAAACCCAGGCUCUCAUUAAGGGAUGAUUGUUGUUAACUCUUAUUUUGUUUCACAGUCUGCUCCUGAUAUUCAUGCAAAAUUACAAAAGGUUGAACAUGGCCCUCAAACUCCACAAGGAGAUCUACUUAAAUUAGCCUUCCAUAUCUUCAACAAUAGAGAUAAGAUUCAAAAAGAGGAGAAACAAGCUCAAAAAUUAAAGUUUGCUAAAUAUCAGUCUGACCUCUUAUCGAGCUCCCAAGACAAAAAAAUCUACAACAAGGUGUGGCUGCCCGAGUCCUGCCCAGACUAUGCUUCAAAUGCAGCAAACAAGGACAUUGGGCAAAAGACUGCCUUAACCCUGGCAUUCCUCUUGGACCCUGCCCAUACUGCAAUCUUAAAGGGCAUUGGAAGAGCGACUGUCCUAGCCGCCAGUGAGCAGCUAAGCCAUCCUCUAAUUCCCUCACCCUCACAGGAGACUCCGUCAAUGCCAGAUUUGUUGCUGACUGACCUGCUUGGACUUGCUGAUGGGGCUUGGGGCUCACAGCCCCCACUCCGGUAACCUUGUCGGAGCCCCGACUCUCACUGGAGAUCUCAGGCAAAAUAAUAUCUCUGCUUAUGGAUACGGGGGCAACUUAUAGUGUACUUCCUAAAUUUUUAGGACCUUGUAAUAAGUCUUUGAUUUCUGUUGUGGGCAUUGACGGCCAGCCGAUCAACCUUUGCAGACUGGGCCUAUCCCAUGUAGAUUCCAGACUCUUUUCUUUACCCAUAGCUUCCUAGUAAUCCCAACAUGUCCCACACCCCUUUUAGGUAGAGGCCUUCUUCAAAAGCUUAAUUUUUCCUUCACUUUCUCUCUCCCCACAGCCCUAAUCCUCCAAACAGCCUCACAAUACAUCACAAAGCCAUUCCCCCCUCUUCCUCCUUCUGUGGUUGACCCCAUGGUUUGGGACACAUCCAAUCCCAUUCUGGCUAUACAUGCCAUGCCUGUUUUAAUCUGUCUCAAGGAUCCCUCCAUUUUUCCCUGCAUUCCCCAGUACCCCAUAGCUCCCCAACAUUUAAGGGGACUUAAACCCAUAUUAAGUGGCUUUUAGACAAUGGUUUUCUUAAACCUACCCAUUCACCCCACAAUACUCCAAUUCUCCUGGUACUCAAGCCUGAUGGGUCCUAUCACCUGGUACAGGACCUUACAGUAAUUAACAGUGCUGUUACCCCAACUCACCCAGUGGUGCCAAAUCCUUAUACCAUGCUCUCUCAUAUCCCUCCCUCCACCACUCACUUUAUGGUUAUAGAUCUUAAAGAUGCCUUCUUCACUAUCCCCCUACACUCUGACUGCCAGAACCUCUUUGCGUUUACAUGGACUGACCCAGACACCCUCAGGUCUCAACAACUUACUUGGACAGUGCUCCCCCAAGGGUUCAGAGAUAGUCCCCACUUCUUUAGUCAGGCCCUCGCUACUGACCUCACAGAACUUAAUCUCAAACUGAGUGUUCUUCUUCAAUACAUAGACGACCUUUUCUCCAUCCCAUAUGUUAGCCAUACAACACUCAGCCAGUCUUCUUAAUUUCCUUGCUAGUCAUGGAUACAGGGUCUCUCCUGCUAAAGCCCAGAUAGCCUCCCUAAAAGUCAAAUACCUAGGUCUUGCUCUCACCCCCACUACUCGCUCCAUCACCUCAGAUCGUAAGGCAAUUCUUCAUGAUCUCCAGGUGCCCACAACUAAACAGCAGGUUACAUCUUUCCUAGGUUUAGCUAAUUUCUUUUGUCUCUGGAUUCCUAACUUUGCAGCCCUAGCUCAACUCCUCUACAAGGCUGCUAAGGGUUCCUUAUCAGAACCCCUGGACCCUACUAGGCCCAUACAUGCCUCCUUUCAAAAAUUAAAAGAGGCUCUCCUAAAAGCUCCAGCUCUUACCCUUCCUGAUUCCAUCCAACCUUUCAUCCUAUAUACUGCUUCUCAGGGCCACAACACUAUAGGUGUACUAGGACGCAAAAAGGGACCUUCUUUUCAAGUAGUAGCUUACUUGUCAAGACAGUUAGAUCACACAGUAAAAGGAUGGACUCUUUGUCUCUGAGCUCUUGCAGCUGCAGCCCUCCUGACACAGGGCUAAAAAGUUUACAUUAGGGCAAUCUAUUACAGUACACUCACCUCAUCACCUACGUGACCUUAUCUCACAUAAGGGUGCUCCCUGCCCUAAUGACCCCUUCUUUCCUUCAACAGGUACACUUAGCUCUCUCUCAAGACCCUUGCAUCUCUAUUGCAACUAGUGGUCCUCUUAAUGUGGCAACCUUACUUCCCACCUCAGAGGGCCAUCCUCACCAUGACUAUAUUGAGUUCUUACAGAUGACUCCCACCCCUUUCCCUCACAUCAGUAGCACACCUCUCUCUUUGGCCUUUGACACAUGGUUCAUAGAUGGCAGUUCAACAAACACAGACAACCAAAAGAAGGCAGGAUAUGCAAUAGUUAACCAGUCAAAAGUUAUAGAGGCAAAUCCACUGCCACCUGGGACCUCUUCCCAGAGGGCAGAACUUAUUGCCCUUACAAGGGCUCUUAUACUAGCAAAAGAUAAGAUUAUAAAUAUAUACACUGACUCAAAGUAUACAUUUAGCAUUUUACACUAUCAUGCCUCUAUCUGGCAAGAACGGGGUUUUAUUACCACUCAGGGAACCCCCAUCAUUAAUGCUCCCCUUAUCCUUAAACUUCUAGAGGCAGCCCAACUUCCAAAGCAGGCAGUAAUUAUUCAUUGUAGAGGACACCAAAACUCUACAGAUCCUAUUGCUCAAGGCAAUGCCUUUGCAGAUUCACAAGCCAAGUUAGCUGCACAAGGGCCCUGCGCUUCUCAUCUUCUCCCGUUAGUCCCAAACAGUCUACCUCAGCCCAAUUAUUCACCAGAGUAGUUACAGCUACUUCAUAAACCAGGUUACACACAAAACACUCAGGGAUGGAUUUUUCAGGGAUCUGAACUUGUUCUCCCACAUCAACAGGCCUCAGACAUCAUCACUGACUUACACAACUGUUUUCAUAUAGGAUCACAGGCCCUAUACAAACUCUUAGCCCCAAUAGUCACACACCCUUCUCUAAAAGCUAUCAUUCUUAAGAUUACUCACACCGGUGAUCUUUGUGCCAGGACCUCUCCUCAGGGACGCAUGGCAUCCCCUUCCUUUCCUAUCCAUCAGUUUCGAGGACACACCCCUGGUCAGGACUGGCAGAUAGAUUUUACAGACAUGCCCCACCACAAGACUCUCAAAUAUCUUCUCACCUUUUUUUGUACCUUUUCAGGAUGGAUAGAAGCCUUUCUCACAACCAGGGAAACUGCUGAUGUAGUUACCAAAAUCAUAUUACAAGAAAUCAUUCCAAGGUUUGGUCUACCUCAGAGUAUUCACUCAGAUAAUGGUCCCGUCUUUAUUUCUCAGAUCACUCAACAGGUAUCCUCGAGCUUACACAUCACCUGGCACCUCCACAUCCCAUACCAUCCACAAUCCUCAGGGAAAGUAGAAAAGGCAACUGGCCUAAUAAAGACACACCUUACAAAACUCACUUUAGAACUACACCAAUCUUGGCCUCAACUUUUGCCGUUAGCCUUAGCCAAGGUCAGGGCACUUCCCCGGGCUCCUACUUUCUUAAGUCCUUUUGAACUUUUAUACGGCAGGCCAUUCUUACUCCACAAUCUUCCUACUCCCCCAAAUCUCCCUCCCCUGGCUGAUGUCCCAGUUCUCUCCUUCCUCCGACACUUGUGGCAACAACAUGCUGAUCUCUGCCUUCCACAACCCUCUGGAGAGGCCAAACCAGAUCCUCCCAUAUCCCCAGGAGAUCUAAUUUAUCUCAAAUGUUCUAAAUCCACAGGACUACAACCAAGGUGGAGUGGCCCCUACCUGGUCUACUUGGCUACCGCUACAGUGGUCAAAGUUGCUGGACUCCCAUCCUGGUUUCACAUCACUCAGGCUAAGAGUCUGACAUAUGUGCACUCACCAGUGAAUGCACCAGUGAAUGUUAUCCUGGCUAAAACACCUGGCGUCAGCGUCUACCUGGGCAUCAACCAUCAUCCCACCAACUCCCCUAGGCUCCAGUACAGGGCCUUCUGCCAGCAGGAAGUAGUUAAAGAGAGAAAUCUUCGCCCCUUUUCAUAAUAAUCAUAAGAUGGGAUAUGAAAGGGUUUUGGCGCAGAUAGGACACUGUAGCCAGAAAAGACCUCAGCCGGAAUCAGGGAGCUCCUGUCUCCCCCGCCCCUAGAGAUUUACCUGUAACUCUAUCUCCCCCCACCCUUCGGAAUCUGCCCCUGGUGCCAAACAUGUGCCAAUGAAAUACCUGUGCAUCUCUAAUGGCCCUGGGGCACUACCCUAAGAUUAGGCUACUUAUAUCCCCCCACGCCACGUGUCCGCGGGAGAGAUUGCCGGACUUCAGCGGCCGGGGGUGGGGGGUGUCAGUCAUCUCUCUCGGUGUUCUCAAAAUAAAGGCCUCUUUUGUUUUAUACUUUA
Messenger RNA from Cavia porcellus (domestic guinea pig), 6477 nucleotides. RefSeq lists its product as uncharacterized. NCBI's taxonomy places the organism in Eukaryota, Metazoa, Chordata, Mammalia, Rodentia, Caviidae. The transcript is spliced from 3 exons. Gene Ontology annotation, molecular function: nucleic acid binding. Bases 5149 to 6129 code for a protein of 326 amino acids. The record is from RefSeq and is a predicted model, not a curated record. Gene Ontology annotation, biological process: DNA integration.